UUCCUCUGACAUUAUUCCUAUGUCAGAAGAUAGUAAAUAUAGUAAGAGAUGCACUGUUAUUACUUUCUUUGUCCAGAACAUAGUUAAAUGUUUGUGUGGAUUGCAAACCCUAAAUCAUUAGGGACACGUGUCAGUUUGAGUAAAAAUAGCUCAUGUUAUAAAUCAUUCAAGCCAUUUAUCAUAAUUACUAGUUUUGUAUCGAGUAUCAGUGUUUCUUUUGAAAUAAAUAUGAGAAAUAUACAUAUUAAAGGAAAAUAACUGUAAAGAGUUUUGUUGGCCUUAAGUAUCUCAGGGGUAACAGUGAAAAGUAUCUAAAAUAAAUACAGUGUUUAAAAAUGUUGGGUCAGAUUUGACCCCAUUGAAGUCGAUGGUGUUAGAGGAAAUAGGAGGGUUAAGAAGGUGCAAACUGCCUUGUGUCCCUAGUCUUUAACGCGCUGAACCUCCUUAAUCUGCAUGUCCCUGUAACUGUUUCCAAUGUGUAUGUGUGUGUCUCUCUAUUACAUAAUCCAGACUUAUUUCCCCAGCAAAAUGGCUAGGGGUCGAGCCUUAACCCCGAUUUGCCUCAUCAGUUCCUGCACAUUUCUUAUGGUGAAGAGCCCUGGACUGAGGUGGAAUAGCAGAGAGAACACAGGAAAAUUUCGCCCAUAUGGUUCUUUCGGAUAGGUAUGAUGGACGUGGUCAUUUGCAUGACCUGUCAGAAUAUGAUGCUGAUUCCUGGAAUCGUGACUACAAGCUGUCGGAGGAAGAGGCGAGAAUCGAAGCGCUCUGUGAUGAGGAGAGGUAUUUAGCCUUGCAUACGGACUUGCUUGAAGAAGAAGCAAGGCAAGAGGAAGAAUAUAAACGUCUAAGUGAAGCGUUGGCUGAUGAGGGUUCUUAUAAUGCAGUGGGGUUUCAGUACAGUGCUGAUUAUUAUGAUCCCUCACAGCCUACGGAGGAGGAAGAGACGUCAAAAGAGACGGUGGCAGAUCAGGAAGACAGUGAGGAACCUUUCAUUGCUCCAGCAGGGUUGUGCGUUCCUCCUGAUGUGGAACUGCCUGCUACAACGAAAAUGCAUGCAAUCAUUGAACGUACAGCCAGUUUUGUCUGUAAGCAAGGAACUCAGUUUGAAAUUAUGCUAAAAGCGAAACAGGCCCGUAACUCUCAGUUUGAUUUUUUGCGUUUUGAUCAUUACUUAAAUCCAUAUUACAAGCACAUUUUGAAGGCAAUGAAGGAGGGAAAGUAUGUCACUGCUGGUGAAGCCAAAGCUGAGGAGAAGACAAAAUGUGAGGAUGAUGACUCUGAUGAUGAUGACGAUGAUGGUAAUGGAGACUAUUUACACCCCAGUCUGUUUGCUUCUAAAAAGUGUGACAGGCUAGAGGAACUAAUGAAGCCUUUAAAAGUAAUGGAUCCCGAUCAUCCUUUGGCUGCAUUAGUAAGAAAAGCCCAACUAGAAAACAACAUGGCUGCAGCAAAGAUGUCAGAGGAACCUUUAACAGUGGCUUCUAAAGAAAAUGAAUACUCCCUAGACUCAACUGUAGCAACUGUCUAUUAUGGAUAUUACAUAUUGCCUGAUGGUACAUACUGUCUUGCACCUCCACCACCUGGAAUAGACGUCAACACAUAUUAUAGCUCCCUGCCUGCAGGAGUGUUAUCUGCAGCUUCAGGUUCUGCUGCUACUUCUGCAGUUCACAGCGCAACGCCACCUAUGUCUCCUGGGCAGGCAUCUACACAAACAACAGCUGCCACUACAAGUUCCCAGACUUCUGUUGCUGCCAUUAUUCCACCACCACCAGACAUUCAGCCUGUCAUCGACAAGUUAGCAGAAUAUGUUGCAAGAAAUGGUGCCAAGUUUGAGUCAAGUGUUCGUGCAAAGAAUGACUCUCGAUUUGACUUCCUGCAGUCUUGGCACCAGUACAACGCAUAUUAUGAAUUCAAAAAGCAAUAUUUUAUUCAGAAGGAGGGACUUGAUAAACCCAAGGUUCUUGCUGCCUCAGAAUCGGGAAAUGUUGCUGAUACGCCUGUUUUGCCUCAAGCAACAAACAGUCCAAGUGUUUCGAAUGCAGAAAAUUUGAUAACGGAAUCAACAAACUCUCCUGACAAAGCGGCUAAUGAGGGCAAACUAAUUAAAGCUUCUUUUGCUCCAAUUAGUUUUGCAAUCAAGGCAAAAGAAAAUGAUCUGCUUCCUCUUGAGAAGAAUAGAGUGAAACUGGAUGAUGAUAGUGAUGAAGAGGAUAAAGAAGGACAGGAGAAUACCAGCAGUGUCACAGCAAAAGAGUCACAACCCCCAGUAGUUGAAGAAAAGAAACCACAGCUUACUCAAGAAGAGCUUGAGGCAAAGCAGGCCAAACAGAAGCUGGAGGACAGACUAGCAGCCGCAGCCCGUGAGAAGCUUGCACAGGCCUCAAAGGAAUCAAAAGAAAAACAGCUGCAAGCAGAGCGCAAGAGAAAAGCUGCCCUCUUCUUACAAAACCUGAAAAGUCCUUUUCUUGAAGUAGACACAAGGAAAUUGGAGGAAAGCUCCACAUUAAUGGAGGAGGCUCUUGUUGAAAUUUCUCAUCAUGGUGGAAUGAAGCAGCUCUCCAGUGCCCCAUGUCCUGAAAUUAAUAUUGUACCAGCUGCUCCUACUGUGGUAUCAAAAGUUGUACCUGUUAUGGAAUCAAAGAUAACAGAGCGUGAUAUGGAUAGAAAUAAAGUACACUCGCAUGUGCAUGAAAAGGAGAAGAAAAAGAAAAAGCAUAAAAAGCGGUCUAGAUCAAGGUCUCCUUCACACUCUCGAUAUCGUUCAAGGUCACGGUCACGGUCUAAAGCCAAGCAUUCUCUUCCUAGCGCAUACCGGACAGUAAGAAAAUCAAGGUCGAGGUCAAGGUCUACAAGCAGAAGACAGCCUCAUUCAUCAGAAAGAAAGCGAGAAGAGAGAGAAAAGGAUCGAUGCGUCCCUAGCGCGUAUCGGAUCAGCAAUAGCCCUGCUUUCAGCAAGAAAAGGUCCAGGUCAAGGUCUCCACAUGAAAGGAAAAAGAAGAGAAGUUCAAAGUCACAGAUUAAGUCUAAAGUUCAAUCCCGAUCACCUUCGUCCUCUCCAAAACAUACAUCUAAUAAUAAACCAUCCUCGGCACAUUCUACCAGUAUAUCUCCUGCAGAAAGCAGAGGUUCCAGUCUAGAACGAUCGAGCAGGGGGGAUUCUCAGGAAAAAGAAAAAGAAGUUUCUUCAGCAAUUGUGUCAUCAGUGCAGUCUAAAAUCACUCAGGACCUGAUGGCAAAAGUGAGAGCAAUGCUGGCUGCUUCAAAAGAUUUACAAACAAGCACAUCCUAGGAAAAAAAACACUCCCAAAUUGACAACCAGUGCAAACGUCUGGAUACUGUGUCACAUGUAUGAGGAUCAAGGUUAUGUUGCAGCUAGAGGCUAAUGCUCCAAAGGGGAAAUGCAGCUGCAGGUUUUUCACUGGUAAAUAGCUAUGUAUUGUACUGCACAACCCGAGGAAAUAAUCUUCAGAGAGGAUAUGCCUUGGACAAUUGUAGAAGUUGAUAUUUAAUAAAGCAUACAUCAGUCCUCUCAGAGUAUGUAAACUGGAAAAGUAAGCCA
Messenger RNA from Erpetoichthys calabaricus (reedfish), 3559 nucleotides. It is a transcript of the gene sfswap, whose product is annotated as splicing factor SWAP. Bases 647 to 3289 code for a protein of 880 amino acids. Gene Ontology annotation, biological process: mRNA 5'-splice site recognition; RNA processing. NCBI's taxonomy places the organism in Eukaryota, Metazoa, Chordata, Cladistia, Polypteriformes, Polypteridae. Gene Ontology annotation, molecular function: RNA binding. The transcript has 19 exons. The record is from RefSeq and is a predicted model, not a curated record.